AUGCUAGCUCCUUUUCAAAGUAGCACAGAGAGGUCAGACAGUGGACAAUUUCAAUAUUACUUGGGUGGUGAUCCAAGUCAGCACUUGGAAAAUUCUGGUUUUCAUGAAGAUAUUCGAGUAUCUCCUGGAAAUGGAGCCAUUGGGCACAUGCAGAUGAUGGCAGUCGAGGGCAAAGGUGAAGUAAAGCAUGGAGGAGAAGAUGGCAGAAAUAACAGUGGAGCGCCACAUCGUGAGAAGUGCGCUGGAGAAAGUGAGGAAUUCUCUGUCAGAAGAGGUGGAGGGCAUAGGAUGCCACAUUUGAGUGAAGGAACAAAGGGCCGGCAAGUUGGUAGUGGAGGUGAUGGACAGCGCCGGGGCUCCGACCGAGGGUCACGAGGCAGCCUCAAUGAGCAGAUUGCGCUGGUGCUCAUCAGAUUGCAGGAGGACAUGCAGAAUGUCCUCCAGAGACUUCACAAACUGGAAACCCUAACGGCUUUGCAGACAAAAUCAUCAACAUUGCAGACACAACCCUCCUCACAGAGACCAUCUUGGUGGCCCUUUGAGAUGUCUCCUGGUGCAUUAACUUUUGCUAUUAUAUGGCCUUUUAUUGCCCAGUGGUUGGUGCAUUUAUAUUAUCAAAGACGGAGAAGGAAACUGAACUGAAUAAAGUUG
This is a messenger RNA of Jaculus jaculus (lesser Egyptian jerboa), 651 nucleotides long. Its product is annotated as acyl-CoA-binding domain-containing protein 5-like. The record is from RefSeq and is a predicted model, not a curated record. The transcript has a single exon. The coding region runs from base 1 to 642 and encodes 213 amino acids. NCBI's taxonomy places the organism in Eukaryota, Metazoa, Chordata, Mammalia, Rodentia, Dipodidae.